AGAGGAGGAACUGUGGAGCAGUCAGGAGGGAGAGCAGCUUCAAGGGCUGGAGGAGGCUGAUAUCACCAAGUUCACAUUCACUCCUGUCCCUGUGAAGAGUGAAGAUGAUGAAGAGACACCUCAGUCUGGGGGACACCACUGUGGAGGACCAGGAGCAGGACCAGCGCCCGAAGACGAUGACGCUGAUGAUUGGACAGAGACCAGAGGACCUCAGACAGAAUUAACCCAUCUGAGUCUGAACAUGUCUGUCCCUGCCAGUGACUGUCGCACUGACGAGAAACCCUUCAGCUGCAAUGUGUGUGGGAAAAGAAUCAUGCAGAAGGGCUACUUGAAGACACACAUGAGGACCCACACAGGAGAGAGACCGUUCGGCUGCUCCGUCUGCAGUAAGUCCUUCUCACAAAGUGGGAGUUUACAGAGACACAUGAGGACGCACACUGGAGAGAAACCCUAUAUUUGCUCCGUUUGUGGGAAAGCUUUCAGCGAAACCGGAAACCUGAAGGUUCACAUUAAAACUCACACGGGAGAGAGACCGUACAGCUGCUCCGUGUGUGGGAAAGCUUUCAUCGAGAGUAUCCACCUGAAGGUGCACAUGUGGAACCACACGGGGCAGAAACCUUUCGGCUGCUCCUUGUGUGGGAAAAGAUUCCCCUGCAAUGAGAAUUUGGUGCGUCACACGAGGACUCACACGGGAGAGAAGUCGCUUGGCUGCAGCUGAUGAAGAGGACUGCGGAGGACGGGGGAGACCAGACAAGAAGUAGUCUUAAUCAAAGCCGACAGAAAAAUGUCAGCGAGUUUUAGAAACACUUAGUAUGAGACUCUUUACUUUUACUUUUGUGUCACUUACUUGUGUUUUCACAUGACGAUCCACUCAGGAGAGAGACCGUCAACCUCAAGAGUCAGAAACAGGAAGUGAAAGCAGGAAGUGGAGCUGCUGCUGAUUAUUACAUAUUAAAGUUAAAUAUUUAGCUGCUUAUUAUUCAGCAACGUUUUCUCUUCAGUUUAACUCUUCAAAAUCAGACACCUGUGGGUAGCUGAGGCCUUUGUCUUCCCCAUCGCCACGUCAUGACCUCAUGUUACUGUACGUUCUGUGCAGAUAUGGUACUUUGCUGUAAUGACGCCAGCAUUUCCCCGUUAUGACUGCAGGAGAUAGUUGUUUCCAUAAUCCUGUGUAUAUAUAUUUAUCAAAAAUAAAACCUGUAAAAGUUUGAAUAUUCAGCUAAAGGCACAAAACACGCCGGUGGUGAACGCCAUGUGUCAACAAAUAGGCCCCUGUUAUUUUCAACGUACGACCCCACACUGGUGGUGGCAAGAAGUGCGUUGGUGCUCUGCCACUGUCCUGUUUCCAGCCUCGCUGCCCCCACAUUUAAAUGCAUUUUCCCCACUAGCAGCUCUUGUCUGCUCCCGUAGCAGCUCGACUCCUCUCCUCAUCACAGAUGUGUAAAGAGAACUCUGUAGCUGUUUCUAACGGAUGAGGAGAGACUUGAAAAACAUGCUAAACUAAAUGACCCACAAUCGUUGUGACAACCUAUCAGAUACUUCCUGUGAUUUGAAGCUUAAGCCUAGUUCACAUUACACGAUUUUCACCACGAUUUUGACGUCGCAGAGGAUCUUGAGAGCCACUUUGG
Molecule: messenger RNA, 1628 nt
Organism: Epinephelus lanceolatus (giant grouper)
Lineage: Eukaryota; Metazoa; Chordata; Actinopteri; Perciformes; Serranidae
Source: RefSeq, a predicted model, not a curated record